This is a messenger RNA of Daphnia pulex (common water flea), 624 nucleotides long. RefSeq names its product lysosomal alpha-mannosidase-like. Gene Ontology annotation, cellular component: lysosome. The record is from RefSeq and is a predicted model, not a curated record. The transcript has 3 exons. Gene Ontology annotation, biological process: carbohydrate metabolic process. NCBI's taxonomy places the organism in Eukaryota, Metazoa, Arthropoda, Branchiopoda, Diplostraca, Daphniidae. The coding region runs from base 189 to 476 and encodes 95 amino acids. Gene Ontology annotation, molecular function: carbohydrate binding; alpha-mannosidase activity.
GUGAAGUUCAGAGAGUUUCACUGAGUCACGAGUUCUACAAGCAGCCGCAAAUAUCGUUCAUUCCCACUUCGCUAUUUUUCAUCGACUGGUCGGCUCUUUACAAAACUCAGCAACAAUCUUUAAGCCGAACGCUGCCAGCCAACGUAAACUUGCUCACUCUGGAAACCUUAAAUCAAGGGAAAUAUUUGAUGAGGUUGGAGCACAUUUACGAUGUCGGUGAAGACAGCAUUUUAUCACAGCCGGCUACAGUGUCGAUCGAGGGUUUAUUUCCUGGAUUCACCGUUACUUCGGCGGAGGAAACUAUGUUGGGCGGUAAUCAGUUCAAGAAAGACUCGAACAUGUUAGUUUGGAACGUUGCGUCCACUUCCAACAGAAAUGAGGACGGACAGCAGAUUUGGGACGAACGCGCUAUUCCGGCAGUGCAAUUAAAACCAAUGGAAAUCCGCACAUUUAUCAUUACUUUAGUUCGCAUUUAGUCUAUUCAGUGUGGGUGUGAUGUUAUUCAUUAUAACCAAAAGGCAUAUUACGUAUAUGGAAAUUUUGACAGUUUUAAUGGGGAAUACAAUAGUGAAGGCCGUUGCAGGCUAUUUUGCGCGCAAGUAAUAAAUGUUUUCGUUAGUUUUA